GCCAGUGCAUCUAAUAGAAUGAAUGGGGCGGGUCUGAGCUUUGUUCUAGCUGCUAGACUUGAUCGGUGUAAGAAACGUCAUUGAUCCGAUUAUCAAGCUUUUGUGCUGCAAAAUAAGGUCCAAGUUAAGGAAUAUGUGAUAACGUAUUACUGUGGCUUUGUAUGCUCCUUUCAAAAUGAGAUGCUGGCUGGGUCGAAAAGAUGACAAACUUUGGGCCAAAUAAAGGUAGAAAAAACUAUUUACGCAUAGAUAAUGUAAACCUUAGGCGGGUUUGUAUUAACAUCCAUUAAGUGUCUACGAAUGUACCUACAAAUCAACCCUCAGGUAAAUCUGUGGGAAUCACUUUCUUCAAGAUAGGUGAUAUUUGUGGCUGAAAAAAAUAUCAAGCAAUUUUUUAGGGAAUUUCCAAAAAAUUUCGGCUAUAAUGACGUUUUAUGAUGUUAUACCGUAUAUUACAUCUAUAAUUACUUAUACAGCUUUCAUGGUAUAAAAAUCGGUUACUUAAUUUUGGUCGCAUAGCGAAACACAUCGUAUAUAAAGUUCCAGAGAAAGGCCUAUCGUCUGACACCUUACCGAACCAAACUUUCUUAUUGAAAUAUAGAUGCUACUUAAUUGAAGAUACUGUUGCCGUGUGCCGUUCCGUUCAAUGAGAAUAGGCUCUAGGAAAAGAGAAUAAGUAGUUUACGUGUUACCUUUUCAUUGCCUCCCCUUGGUCGCACUUCAGUUGUUCUGCGUCGAAGCUACGCUAGCUCGAAACAACGAACUCUCUCGCUGGUCAGUGUCCACUCGCGUGAACCCAAUGUACUCAGCUGCUCAAGUGGAGAGCGUUGGCGAGCGCUAUUAGUCUGACUAGUGGUGCCUAGGCCUUGAGCCAAUCCUACUUUUGAAGCUCGCCGAGAAAACCCGUUCGAAUGUGACAGACUAUCAUGACUGUCCUAGUCGUUUUCUAACAAUCGUAAACGGAUAUGAGGAAGUGUUUGAAAUUUGUAGUGGGCGUUUAGCCUGCUUCUGUUGCGAUGAUAGGGUAGUGCGGAAGAAAUACUACUGCGGUGCCGAAAUGACCCUAUAGGUAUUUAGCAAAAUAUCGAUCCGUUUUUUGCUUUACGGAGACGCCAAGAAGAAAAAAAAAACUGCAACGUAACAGAUACGCAGAAUUCCGUGUAACAUUUUGUAGCCUGCUUUUUUUUUCUUUAUCAUGAAAUACGAUAAGGCGCAGUAAACAACUUUUACGGGAUUAGGACUUAACAAUUGAUAGGGACAAAGCAACAGAUAACAACAGUUCAGUAGUGAUUUUGACGAAUACAGGAUCUAUCGAAUUUGUGGUCUUUAGCCACAUGAACUAUUUAAUGUUGGCGGAAGCCUUCUUUGGUCAGAUGCCGUUAGAAGUUCGAACAUUUGAACUCGUUAAGACUAUGCCUUACAUACUGUUUACUGAGAACCAUAUAAUGUUUACGUUAAAGUUCUGAUCACAAUAAAGGUCAGUUAAGCAAAGUAAUGUCGCUUCAAUUGCUCGUAGUCGAGGAUAAAGCUCACUUGAAUUGCGGUAUUUCUACUGGAUGGAUGAAAUUUUUUGUUCUAGGCAGAAGCCAUUUGGUGUUUAGUCAUAGGAAAGUUCACCUGCAAUUACAUUUCUUUCAACAAGCAGAAUGGUAUUGUCACUUUUGGUCAUUGUAAGUGAUCAGGCUAAUAUAACUGUCCUGCUAACAGUCUGGUGUUUGUUGUGCUUCGGCCCUCAACUGGUGAACAGCAACGAGUACCAAACGACUCCGAGACCCUCUCUGGAUCAGUUACGACAGAAGGCUGCCGUUCAAUGUUCCUAUCGAUAUAGUAACAGCAUUUACAACGUUUCCGAGAGACAAUGUCGAAACUGCGUUUUACGUUGGAGCGGCAAGGUCGACCAGCUCACAGAGGAAGCAGAUAAACUCGUUUACCGAAUGACAUUCGACUGUCGGCCAAUGAUUGAUUUAAAGGAACAACUUCGAAGGCUGUGUCGAUCAUCAUCUCUGCCGGAGAGAAGGUCGCUACAGGCCUAUAUUGAUUGUGACGACUGUCUUGCGCGGAACGGUGUCAAGGACGUUGGUACAACGUUUGACGAGGUACCACAGGUAAUACAGGCGAGGCGGAACUGCAUUCGUGUUGGCCAUAAGGUGACAGUAUUGACGUCGUCAUUUGGUGGCAGAGUCUAUAAAGACUUCAAGUAUAACUACGAUUAUGAGCUUCUUAGAGAAGCAUAUCGCGAAGCCUGCGAGGAACAUUUCAGCCAACAAGCAGCGUCAAUGUGCAAUGCGUGCUUCGAUAACCUUUUCCUUUGGGCUGACUACUCCGUUGACCAGGCCUCUAAAAAGCUGCGCUCUUGUCUGCCCAGUUUGUCGUACAAAGAGGUUAUGGCGCGACGAUGUCGGCUAUUGAAUCAUCCUAUCUACAAGAAUGUCUUCGUCCCAGUGAAUUUCGAACAAUGUCGGAAAUGUUUCGAGAACUCCAGCAUUCAGGAAAGUUCUUCAAGGGAACAGCAACUGACUGUUUCAUACGAUUGCUUGCCGCCGGCUAACCCCUUGGAGGAGCUGCAACUGGAAUUGUGCUCGAAGAUCGACAAAGUUCUUCCAUUUUGGAAGGAAGCACCUGAAAAGCAGCCGCGCAACCUUUGCUUCGAGUGGGCCAGCAAACAAAAUUUGUCCGCUGGCAUUGGGUACAUUCAGUAUAAGGCCGCAUACCAGGAAAUAGCUGAAAAGAUUAUGAGUUACCUUAUUGCAACGUGCUCAGAAGAACCUCAGGAGGUGGAAAAAUGUAAAAGCUGUAUUCAGUUGACGCUUUCGGGAAUACCGUCUUCGUUUUUACGAGUGACCCGUAAAAACUUCGAAGCUGCCUUCCGUUGUCUGCUCGUCAACAAAAACUGGGAUUCGCUUGAGCUUGACAACGCUUUUACUACGGUACGUUCGUCGGACGACUCGGCUACAGGCGAUUCUGUUGUUCCGAAUCUGAACAAUGGUAGACAAGCGAACUAUACUAGAGGUCCAAUAAUUCGCAUAGUCAGCGAUGCCUGAUGAAACCAUCUAUUAGGAAAUGAACUGGAGGAUACCGGCUAUGAUGCAGAAAGCACAAGUAUGCCGCGGGCUCAUUGGAAAGAGUUUGUGUCGUGAUAUCCGUAUAUAAAAUAUACCUUAUAUUUACUCCAUAAGCGUAACUGAUGACGAGUCGUUCUUGGUUGGAGUUGUCUUUCUAAAUUACGAAAAAUAGACAUAUACAAUAAAUAGCCUUUUUUUUGAGACGUACUCAUAUGUUACUUAUGCUAGAGCGUUCAGAUCAACUCGUUGAUCCUUUAUUGCACCAGCUGCGCAAGGCAAAACCUACAUUCACAUUUAAAAAUUAUAAUAGUAAUUACUCUUUCUGGCAAACCAAAUAUGGAAUUCCGUAAUAGAAACAUACCGCAUUAUGUUUAAGGGCUCGCGUAGGCCAACAAUUUAAAAUCCGAUUUAUUCAACUGCACAUUUUUGUCCUUUUAAGGCAACCCUGAAUUAAUAGUUCAUAUUUUGUAGAGUAAAAUAUCAUAUGUUUUCUGCGA
Molecule: messenger RNA, 3559 nt
Organism: Varroa destructor (honeybee mite)
Lineage: Eukaryota; Metazoa; Arthropoda; Arachnida; Mesostigmata; Varroidae
Product: palmitoyltransferase ZDHHC20-B-like
Molecular function (GO): palmitoyltransferase activity
Source: RefSeq, a predicted model, not a curated record